GGUAACUGCCGCAGUUUAUUGUUUACUACUUUUCCUAAACCUGGCUUCCGGUUGGAGAAUCACACGCUUCGAACUAUUGAAGUUGUUAACGAGGAUCUCUGCAUGUUCCAGUGCUACCUGGAACCUAACUGCGUCAGUUAUAACUUCUGUGAGAUGAAACAGUUGUUUGGAAAACAUGAGUGUGAUCUGAAUAACGCGACUAUUGAACAUGAUGAAGACCUGGUGAAAAACGAAAGUUACAUUUACCGCGGAGCAGAGGUGGGGAUGAAUUCUAUGAGGGAAAAGUAAUACUCUUUGUACAGGAAAGCUCUGAUACGAAAUCAAGGGAUAUCCCGGCCUCUCCUACUAAUUUAAAUAACCCUCUCACAACGGGAAUAACUGUAACGCGAGCAUCCACGUAUAUCACCAACAACCUUGCGUGGAAAGAGUGCAACAAAAGCGCUCGCGAAAAACAAAUUAAGAGUACACUCGAGGACCACGAAGGUGGACGGGUGGAAUCAAGAAACCUCUAAAACCUAGCCCAAAAAAUGGAACUGCAUACAUGAGACAUACGCACACUAUUGCAAGUGCGGACGACAAACACGCGGGAAGGAUUUGUUAGCCUGCCAAAACAUCAUUUUAAAUUUCUCUAUUCCUUUCCUUCCUAAGAAUGCUUGUAAGAGAAAUCCUUGCAAAAAUAACGCAACAUGCCAAGCUGGGUUUACAGACAGAAACUAUCAGUGUUUGUGCGUUGAUGGAUCUGGAUUUAAAGGCCAUGAUUGUGAUGAGGGUAAGGAAUCUUAUACUAUUAUUAGUAUAGCUAAUCACAUGAUUUCGAGUGAAAUUUGGGGUAAAUCAGCACGAGUAUAUUUUGAAAGGCCAAUCAAAUUGCACGAGCCUGUACGCACGCAUAUGUUGCGCUGGUUUAACUCCUUGAUAAUUUUAUUCAGGGGGAUCGUUGUAUGCUUUCAUAGCCGUUUCUGGAAGCCAGACUUUUGACCAGUUGAUUGUCAUUCGUUGGAUGCUUUUAUUUUUAGCAUUCGCCCUAAAACUCUCAAUUAAAACAUUGUUGCUUUCUCCUCACUUGUCAGCCAUUUUGUUUGUUGUGCUUACGCGACUUACUGUCAAUCGGUUUGAUUUUAACUUUCUACAUUGUGUGGGAUAAAUUCACGUGCUCUCGGCCAAUGCACAUGCUGAAAUUCUUGCAUGUGUUUUACUAAAGAAACAUGAUGUACUAAUAAGUUUCUCACCUCUGUCACCUCUGACUCUGACAUUUAGAUUUCAGUGGGUCGUAAGUGACUGAGUCAAUAACGUAACCUGAAGAAAUUGGAAACCUUGGUAUUCUUGCGGUCACAGGAGCUGUUUGGGCUGUAUUUUAACUCUUAUAUCUUCUAAUGAAGCCAGCUUUUGGUAGCAUAUAGUUUUUAAAAGAAUGGCUGUUUAUCAGCGUUCUUUCCAACCGCGGCCCUGAGUAAAAGCAAUAUUGGCAAAGCCAAAAAUAAUUGUAACCAUUUCUUACAAGUAUCAUAACUUCGAUUUUUACGAAGGAUUUACAGCUGUUUUUACAAAUCUUGGUAAGAGUAGAACAGAGGGUCCAGACUCAGUUGGCAGUCACUACGCAGGCCAGGAUCAUGACGGACAAGUUACAGUGUCCGGCGGUAUUCAACUGUGGACUGUGCCACAAACUGGUGAAUACAGAAUAGAAACAAUAGGAGCCUCAGGGGGGUACAGUGAGGACAGUGUCAUCAAAGGAGGAAGAGGGGCGCGGAUGAUUGGAAACUUUAUGUUGACCAAAGAUGAAAUCAUUCGUAUACUUGUUGGUCAAAGAGGGGAAAGACGGAAUUCUAGCAAAAAAACUGGCUCAGGCGGAGGAGGUACAUUUGUAGUAAGAGGAAACAACAAGCCUUUGAUCAUAGCUGGAGGUGGAGGAGGAGUUGCAAAAAUGACAAAAAAACAUUCAGGAUGUGAUGCGUCCAUAAACACAACAGGAAAUGCAGGGUAUAACUCGCCACCCCUGUCUGGAGGAAGUAACGGAAAUGGAGGACAAACUGAUAAACCGCCCUCUGGUACGUGAAGAAUUUCCCAUCUAUGGAUACUGAAUUACUUUUUUUGCAUUCUGCUGCUAUCCAUCAGUAUUUCGAACAAAGAGGUGGCACUGGUCGCUCAAAUUUGGAUUUUUUUUCAGAAUUACUAAAAGCCAUGAUCUGUUAAGUUGCUAAGGUCAACAGUAAAUCUUUUGAUUUUAGGUGGUGCUGGCGGCGGCUUUUACAGUAAUGGAGAGGACUCAGAGACUUCUGGUGGAGGCGGAAAGGGAGGUAAAGGAUUUCUGGGCGGGGGAGAGGGGGGAGCACAUCGGGGUGGGUUCGGAGGUGGGGGUGGAUAUCGUGCAGGUAAUGAUUUGCCUGGGGGGGGUGGAGGGUACUCCGGAGGAAGUGGAGGUGCGAAUAAAGAUAUUUCCUGUGGGGGAGGGGGAGGUUCUUUCAACAACGGAACAAAUCAGCAAAAUGAAUGUUGUUAUAAUACUGCUGGACAUGGUAAAGUGAUCAUUACAUUUCUCCAUUGA
Molecule: messenger RNA, 2542 nt
Organism: Pocillopora meandrina
Lineage: Eukaryota; Metazoa; Cnidaria; Anthozoa; Scleractinia; Pocilloporidae
Source: the annotation of a GenBank genome assembly